This is a messenger RNA of Lingula anatina, 2768 nucleotides long. RefSeq names its product dipeptidyl peptidase 2-like. Gene Ontology annotation, molecular function: serine-type exopeptidase activity; dipeptidyl-peptidase activity. Gene Ontology annotation, cellular component: vesicle. The record is from RefSeq and is a predicted model, not a curated record. NCBI's taxonomy places the organism in Eukaryota, Metazoa, Brachiopoda, Lingulata, Lingulida, Lingulidae. Gene Ontology annotation, biological process: proteolysis.
AUUGAUUUUCAUAUUGUAGCAAAUUUGCUGCAAAUUUGCAAGAAAGAAUUGCAGUUUGCAGCAAAUUUGCAACAAGCCUGAUAUUUUACUAAGGGAAAUUAUGAACUUGAAAAUAUUUAUAUUUUUCAUUGAAUGCAGCAUAUGGUGAUUUAUCAUCCUUGUGAUUAUGGUAGCCUUAAGACAUUUCCUUAGCAAAAUGAAAAGUUAAUGGCAAGGAGUUAGCACAAGUUUGUAAGAAAAAUUUGUAUUGCUGCUAAUUUCACAGCAAAAUCGCAAGAACAUCUUAAGUUUGUGGCAAGUUUGCAAGGAAGUCUUUUUAGUCUUGAAAAUUUGCUGCAAAUUUGCGAGAAGCCCAUUAUUGACAUUCAGGUUUGCAGUAAGUUUGCAGGAAAGUAUUCAUGUUUAUGCAAAUUUGCAGCACAUUCAACAAAUUUACAAGAACAUAAAAUUCCUUUUUUGCAAAUUUGAAUUGAAUUUGUGAGAAAGUUUGCAGCAGGCCCGUUUUUUCUGCUAAGGGUUAGGCUGCCUACUUAGCUGCAUACAUUUGUACAUGGUCAGAAUGGCAUUGUAAUGCUGAAACCAAAUGCCACUUCUUGCUCUUACUGAGGAUUGUAGAGGUCAUAUCCAGGGUAUCUCCCAUAAACUAUGCUUGUUUGCACACACUAAAGUCUCAUAGUUACAUUAUUGAAGAGAGUUAUUGCAUGUUCAUCAUGCUGAACAAAACAAUCAUUGUCUUUAGAUUUCACUUCAGAUUAAGUCACGUUGCAGUAAUUUCAGUUCAGAAGGCAAAGGUCAAAGGUAUAGCACCUAACUGUAUUUUUAAAAAGUAGUUACAUUUGUUUACCAUUUUGAUCUGAAAAAUGUUUAAUUUGUCUUAUUUUAUAGAUAAAAUUACAUUAUGGCAGCCUAUAAUUAAAAUGGUAUUUGUUUCGAAGAAUUUCUUUGACAUUAUUAGUUCAGGUGAUUUGCUCUAUAUAGAAAAGCGAGAGUACAAGUACUUUGUAGUUUUAUUGUUUGUUAAUCAAGUUGUAAUUGAUAAUUGUUCUACUUGUACGCCAGUUAUAGGUCAAUGUAAUCAGAUGUUUUUUCUGAAAAGGUCCAAAGGAUGGUAUUAAUGUGAUAAUCUUGAUUAUACUGAAGCUUUCAGUACAAGUUUGAAAACAACAGAACAUGGUAGAUGAUUUUUAUCCUUACCAACAAAGAUGGUUACAGAUUUUAUGGAAACUCAUUACCAUGUGGAAAGGAAUCUUUCAAGGAUCCGUGCAUUGGUUUACUGACAGCAGAGCAGGCACUGGCAGACUACGCAGUGUUGCUGACACAGCUGAAGAAAGAUUUUGGAGCUCAGAAUGUCCCUGUUAUUGCCUUUGGGGGCAGUUAUGGUGGAAUCCUAAGUGCAUACAUGCGGUUUAAGUACCCCAAUGUGAUAGAUGGUGCCAUUGCAGCCAGUGCACCAUUGCUGUCCGUAGUUGGGGCUGCUCCAGGAACUUACUUCUGGGAAGAUAUAACUAAUGAUUGUGCCAUGGCUCAUCCAGAGUGCGUCCCCAAGACUAGAGCUGCUUUUCUUGAAAUGGAAAUGAUGUACCAAAUGGGCAGUAAAGGACUGCAGCAGCUCUCUGCAAUAUUUAAGCUGUGUAACCCAUUGAAAAAUAAAGCAGACUUCAAACACUUGCAGGGGUGGACAAGGAAUGCUUUUGCCAAUGUGGCCAUGUUUAAUUAUCCAUAUCCUGCAAAUAACCUUCCUGCAAAUCCCAUACAGUAUAUGUGCAAGCUUAUCAUUAAUAGUAGUAUCGUGGAGUUGAACUUAAAGGGUCUGGCAGCUGCAGCAGGUUUAUAUUAUAAUGCAACCAGUGGAAACAGUAGGACGUGUUUUGACAUUUAUUCUGACUUUGUGGAGUGUGCAGACCCCACGGGUUGUGGUGUGGGCUCUGACAGUUUGGCCUGGGACUUUCAGGCCUGCACUGAGUUUGUGAUGCCACCUGGGAGUGACGGAGUCAGUGACAUGUUUCCUGUCCUUCCCUUCACCCUGGCUAUGAGGACAGAAUACUGUCAGCAGAGGUGGAAUGUCACUCCAAGAGAUAACUGGACUAGGAUAAAUUACUGGGGACCAGAUAUUGAAAGUUCAAGCAACAUUGUGUUUUCUAACGGAGACUUGGAUCCCUGGCACAGAGGAGGGUUCAACUCCAGCCUUUCAAGCACCCUGAUAGCAGUGAAAAUAGAAGGUGGUGCACAUCAUUUAGAUCUCAGAUCUAAAAAUGCAGCUGACCCACAAUCAGUGAUCAAGGCAAGAAAAGUGGAGGUGGCCAAUAUACAGAAAUGGAUAAAACAAACUCGUCAUUUAAAAGGAAAAGAACCAAGAGUCGAUGAUAUCUAUGUAUUAAAGGCAUUAAAAGAGAUUUUAGAGGACCUGUAGUGAUUCAAAAUAUUGAAAUGAUUAUAUGAUACUUAAUUAAAUAAAUAAAUAUAAGUAAGUACUGGUAAAUAAAUAGUGAAAUACCUUCAGAUGCAUGUGUAUUUGCUGUUAUGUUGGAACACAGAAACAUAAUUUAAAUUUUGUUCUUCUUACAGAAAAUGGAACAGUUGCAAAAUGAACUGUUUUUUCAAUGUGUAUAAAUGAUGUUUAAUAUACAUGUACAGGGGCAGUUUGGUUAUAAUAUGGGUACCCACUACUUAUACUGAUUUUCAAGUCGAAAGAUUUGAUUUGCUUAAAGAUAAAUAUUCUCAUCGGAGUAAACCAACAAAUCCUUUUUGAUUUUGAUACUAGUAAUCAU